CAUUUCAGAUUGGUUAACUAAACAGAGCGCGCGGCGCAAGCAGCGCGGAGCAGAACGCGAGUUUGACAGCUGCUGUUCCAACUCCCCCCUGCACAAGAAGGCUCCAACAAUAGCCCAAUCUAAAUCAGUUGCAUGGAACUUUCAACUUUAAUCUUAAUUAACUCUGCGGAGGUUGCACACCCAUCAUCCCUGGACCAGAGCGCUUGAGCGUCUCCCUUCGUGAAUUGGAAUAACUGGAUCCCAGCUAGACAAGCAGAAGAGAGGACUCAGGGGAGAAGGAGCGCUUUGAACUUUUCCUUUUCCCCUCUUUUUUUUCCUUUUUUAAUCGGAGCUCGCACUGGACCAGAGAGACGCAGUUCGCCCCCCUCUCUGAUGCGUCGAUUGCCCACAUUUAAAAAUGGUAGGAGUAUGCUGACAUUCGGACUACCCUCUGCCUUUUCUCCACUUCGAUUUUAUGCGAUGUCCCGAUUCAGAAUGCAGCCCUGUAUCAUUUUCAUCGCCUUUUUUCUCUCUGCGGCUCAAACCCAAGAUAUCCAUCCCUCAAAGGCAUCAUCCUCCAUCAGUGAGUCGUGUGACUCUCUGUGUUCCUGUGAGGCAAAGGAUGGUGUCCUUCAUCUUAACUGUGAGCAGAGAAACAUCAGCAAAAUCUCACAAAUCCAAAUCCCAUCAGGCGUCUCCUUCCAUCUGAACCUUUACAAAAAUGACUUAGUUGAGCUGCGAGUCGAGGAAAUGGAAGGGCUUAGGGGCGCCCUUUCUCUGCACAUCGGGGGUAAUAGCAUACAAGAGCUGGAGCCAGGGGUCUUUAGCACUCUUGGUUCGCUGAAAAAGCUCCACAUAAAUAGCAAUUUUCUCGUCACCCUGAAAGAGGACACUUUUCAGGGUCUGGUAAACUUAGAGUUUCUUCAAGCCGACACAAAUUUCAUUCGGAUCAUCGAACCGGGGGCCUUCAACAAACUUAUUCGCCUCAAAGUCCUCAUCCUCAAUGACAAUUCCAUUGAGUUUUUACCCAGCAACAUCUUCCGUUUUGUGCCUCUCACCCACCUGGAUCUACGGGGCAACAAGCUCCAAACCCUGCCAUAUGUAGGCUUUCUGGAGCAUAUUGGGAGGAUCAUGGAGCUACUUCUGGAGGACAACAACUGGAUCUGUGAUUGUGAUAUUCUCCAUUUAAAAACAUGGAUGGAAAAUAUGAGGGCCCAGUCAGUCAUCAGCGAUGUUAUUUGUAGCUCACCACAACACCUGAAGGGAACCAUUCUGGCCAAAGUCAAACGGGAUGUUUUGUGCCCGUUCCAUAAAGACCUUCCCAUUGAGGGACCACCGUCUUUGGAUUUAGUUGUUACGCCAUCAUCCCAAGUGACUCAGAUUCCUAAAUUGCAACCAUCCCAUAUUCCUGAAAAUCCUUGUGUGGAGCAUUGUUCAUGCCACACUCACCCAGUGGCUGGCUUCUUGAUGCACUGUCAGGACCGAGGAAUUCAGAAGGUGUCUGAUAUCGGAAUACUUCAGCAAAGCCCAACUAAACUGGUCAUGACAGGGAACAUGAUCCAGAAACUCUUGAAAUAUGAUUUUGUCACAUAUGAUAGUUUGGAAUUACUUAACCUGGCAAACAACCGAAUUGACUAUAUAGAUAAUGAAACAUUUCUCAGCCUUAGCAGCUUGAAAAAGCUUCAUCUGAAUGGAAACAGGAUAGAAAAACUUUUCUCCACCAUGUUUGUGGGUCUCCAUAACCUGGAGUACCUCUACCUGGAAUACAACCUUCUAAAGGAGAUUGCCCCAGGCACGUUCAAUCCCUUGCCAAACCUAAAGCUGCUGUCACUAAACAACAACCUGCUGAGUUCGCUUCCAGCUCAGAUCUUCCGUAAUGUGCCCCUGACCAAAUUAAACCUGAGGAAGAACCUGCUAAUGCACCUGCCAGUAAGCAACGUGCUGGAUCAGCUUGAUGCACUGGAGCAGAUCUAUUUAGAGGACAACCCCUGGGACUGCAGCUGCGAUUUGCUUAGCCUCAAGCAAUGGCUGGAGAAGCUCAGAAAAGACACAGUGGUGGGCCCUGUUCUUUGUCAUACCCCAAAGAAAGUAAUGCAGGAGGAACUGAGAAGUCUUCAUCAUGAAAAGCUAUGUCCCAGUUUGGGAACAUACCACACAAGGCCUCCAGGUGAUGAGGAAACGGCUACUGCCACGUUUGAGCCACCUGAGAAUUGGAGAAUUUCUCUGACCGACACCAUUCCUCUGUCAGUGCUAAUCCUCAGUCUCCUCGUCUUCGUCCUCAUGAUCAUAUUCUGCUCGGCCGGCUUGGUGGUCUUUGUGGUGCACCGGAGGCGACGAAGGGCCAAGAAAAAGGCAGCGGAGGACCCGGCAAGGGAAAACACUAGCAGCGCCUCUCCUAUCCACCUACAUUAUAGUAUGUACGGACAGAAGACCACUCAUCACACUGUUACCCAGAGAACAGGUCCCACAUCCCUGUAUGAGGACAGAUCCCACAGUCCAAUUGUACAGAUCUGCCGGAACCCCACCUACUGCUCCCAGCACAAAGGCCACAACUCUGAUCUUGAUUACAGCCUGGACGAUUCAAAGCACCACGUCUGCCGGAGCAUCAUGGAAAAAGAGAACACCUCCCCCCUAACAGGAAACCCAAAGUACAGGGCCAUAGCUGACGAAUGCCAGGCAGAGUUUGUUGCUCUUGGGACUCCCAGCUCCCUGUACAGGAACAUCUUGGAGAGGGAGAAGGAGCUGCAGCAACAGCUUGGAAUAACAGAGUACUUCAGGAAAAACCUGCCCCAACUACAGCCCACCACCGCCAUGCCGGUUCCAGGGCACCAGGAGGAGUUAAAGCUCAUGGAGACAAUAAUGUAUACAAGACCACGCAAGGUCAUGCUGGAACAAACCAAGAAUGAGUACUUUGAGCUCAAAGCAAACCUGCACACUGAGCCAGACUACUUGGAGGUUCUGGAGCACCAGACUGCAUUUAACUGAAAUGAAAUAUGUAUCUUAUCUGAACCAAGUGCCUUGGCCUGUUUGCCCUCCUGUACUUUCCACAGUGUGAAAUGUAUAAACAUAGAAAUAUGAUAGAAAUAUAUAUCUACACUCACAGGGACAUUUUUUUUUUUUUAUUGUAGCACAGAAUGUAACUGGUUUGAACUUUUUCUAUGCGCAUCUUGUGAGGUAGCUGGUUAAUAGUGAAAUAUUUUAGAAAUGAAUCAAUCAAACCUUUAUUUGCUGACACCAGUAUCUUUUGUUUUUGUACUUUGUGUCAAAUUUGGGCUGAUUUACGAUUUGUACUUUCAAAGGAAAGAAAAACAAGAGGUAAUAGUUGUGAAUCCAACAGGAAAGGAUGGAAUUUGCAUGAAAUCCCUUUUUCAAUCUUUUAGUGAACUUCUUGGUGAAUCCAAAUAAAUGGCGCUAGUAGAUGUAUUUAUGAGUUACGAUUUGUUGGACAUUUUAAUUUGUGUUUUAUUUAUUUUAAAACAGGGGCCAUAAAACGGAGGACAACAGAGGAGCAAGUUUGAAUCCAAUAUAAAGAAAAAUUAUAAAAUAAAUUUUUUUUUUUGGUUUAUCUUUAAAGUGCAUCAAAGUAACUCCUGUUGGCGGUGCUUAUGAUGGAUUUGGUAAAUUAAAAAUUCAUCAGAAUUUUUCUUUCCCCUUACCUGUGUUUGUACAUUCUAUAUCAAGUAUAGAGCUCCUCCAGUUACAAUCUCUGGCCAACUGGUUGGUGCAUCUCUAGUCAAUAUUUUCAUCUAAAUCAAACAAGGACGAAGCCGUCGCCGUCUGCAGAGCAGGCCUGGGUUAAAACCUACGGUGAAAUCCCCUCAAUCAGCUUUUUACAUGUGAUUAAAUUUUCAUGCUCCUUCAGUAGCCAAGUGAAUUGAUCCAGCACAACCCCCAGCUCAGCCUUCUCGCAGGAUAAAGCAGAUGUUUGGAAAGAAUCGAGUGAAUUUCAAUCAGUGCUUGACCCGAAUUCCGCUUAAUCAGUCUAUCCUGAUUCUGGCCGUGACCUGAUUACACCCCCUGUCAACCCCCUUCCCCCCGAGAGCAGCUUUAAGGCUGGAACCAGAAUGCUUGUUGUGCCGUAGAGUCAGCAAUUCAUCCAGCCAAGUACAUUGAAAAACAGGGAUAGGAGCAUGGUUACACUGCUGUCCUCCUGACAGAUGAUUGAUCCAACACGCUGCAGAGCUGCAGUCAGAGGAACUUUAUUUUUAUAAGAGCUGAACAGAUCAGUCAGAGUGGAGUACAGUACCAACACAACUUGUAAAAAACGCAUUGCACUAUUCAAACGCCAUAAGAUGGUGCAUGACAAUCAACAGGAGUCCUGCUGAAAUGGUUUAGUUUUAAUUUCUGCCAGAAUUGAGCCACCGAUACGUGCUCAUUUCACGUGCUUUUUGUAUGUGUGUGAGACCGAUGCCAUUAUUUUCUUUUGAAACCAUUAAACAACAUCCAGGAACAUUUUGAAAAAAAAGAAAAGAGAAAAAAAGAGACUUAAAGGACCAGAUUUAUGUUCCUGUUUUCAGAAACAGCUCAUGUAAGCACACCCUGUAGCUUUUCUAUCUUAACUAGAUUGA
Molecule: messenger RNA, 4547 nt
Organism: Cyprinodon variegatus (sheepshead minnow)
Lineage: Eukaryota; Metazoa; Chordata; Actinopteri; Cyprinodontiformes; Cyprinodontidae
Gene: slitrk6
Product: SLIT and NTRK like family member 6
Exons: 2
Coding region: 373-2964 (863 amino acids)
Biological process (GO): positive regulation of synapse assembly; regulation of presynapse assembly; axonogenesis
Cellular component (GO): membrane
Molecular function (GO): protein binding
Source: RefSeq, a predicted model, not a curated record